CGGACUGUCAUCCGACACCACAAAAAGGGUUGCUGCCAACACCAACAUGCUGCGGGCAACGAGGGUGCUGCGCUCCCAAGCUUCCGUGCUUGCGGAAGACAUUGGACACAAGUUCAUCUUUGGCACCAUCCCGGCUUCCUCCGCGUUGACUGAGGUGGUCGAGGCUUGUCAAUCGCCGUCGGACCUGGACGAAGUGAAGAAGGGCCUCUUUGAGUUCAGAUAUCAUGGGAUCCACGUCAAGACUGGUGUUGCUUCUGCGCUGGUCAACAAGUGCAUCGACAUGGGCGAGACCGAGACAUUGGUCGACAUGCUGAAGAACAAGCCACAGUAUGGGCUAUUCCCUACACCAUCGGACUACAACAACCUCUGUGCACACCUCAACGACAAGAGCGAGUUUAGACAAAGCAAAUCCAUGUUUGAUCAGCUUGUGGUUGACAGGCACUUUUCGCCAAACGUCAUGAGCUACCACCACGUUUCCCGCGCAAUGCUCUGCACUGGCACCACCUCCAUGUGCACAAAGCUGCUGGCAUACGUGACCGCGGGCCAAGCCGACGGCGUGCGCAUGACUGCCAACACCAUGCAUCGCGCUGCUGCCGCCGCCGCCAUCAGGAAGCAGCAGGACGAGGCCGCCGCAUAUUGGACCACAGCCGCCACCUCCCGUGAUGUCCCCAACGACGUGGCAGUGACUGCGGCAUGCAAGGCGAUUGUGAAUGCCAUGGCGACAAACGAAGCCGGCCUCAAGAAGGCAGUCAACAAACUCAUCUCCCUCAACACGCUUCCGCCAGAGGCUGCCGUCUGGUUCCCGCACAUUCCAGAGCGCAACCCUGACAUUGCAAAGGCAAUGGAAAGUGCAAUCGCGGCGUUGGAGGCGGCGGGUCUCAAUGUGCCGGAUAUCUCCCCGCUCACGCUGCCAGACGCUGAGGAGGACGAGGAGAACAAGGAAUGACUGGCGUGUGUGUGUGUGUGUGAACUCGACUUUUCGCUUUGUGUGCUGUUGUUCUGACUCUAGUUUGUCAUGAGUGUAACAAAGAGCUCUGAAUGUGGACGGUAGUGUUGUGUUGCGUUGUGCUUUGUAUGUGGUGUGCCGGGUUGCAUGCUCAUGUGCGUGCGUGUCGUGUCAAUAAAACAUGCAGAGG
Salpingoeca rosetta is the source of this 1136-nucleotide messenger RNA. RefSeq lists its product as uncharacterized. The transcript has 11 exons. The coding region runs from base 47 to 946 and encodes 299 amino acids. Gene Ontology annotation, molecular function: protein binding. The record is from RefSeq and is a predicted model, not a curated record. Lineage: Eukaryota; Choanoflagellata; Craspedida; Salpingoecidae.